AUGAAAUUUUCAAUUCAGGAACUGAUUAACGCUGGACUGACAACAAUUGACGUCCGCAAACCAGACGUACAGUUUGACCAUGUGGUGACGGUUGUCGAACCAGAGGUGGUCCAGCUUGGUCUUCGUCUAUCAUCGCCAAUUCAUCGACUUGGAGACGAUACUACAACGGCCGGCACAUCGUCGUCAGCCAACACACUUAUCACGUCACCUCAACGAGGAUCGGCCAAUGCCGAGCACCGGAUUGUCGUCCUCGAGGGAGUAUCUCAGAAAUUCCACAAUGCUAUGACGUUAAGCCUGAAAAAGGUCCAAAAGCUCGCCACUGAAUCCGCUGAACCGUCGACGUUUGUCCAAAUCGAGAUCAUCAAGCCGAAUGAAAGCAGCGAAGAAGUGCUGACCAUCGUCGAUGCAGAGAAGCUCAUCCCUGACCUGCUGAGAGUAGCCGCUGCGGCCAGCAAGUUGAAGAUGGAGAAUGUUACUGUAAGUCUGGUGAAGCAGGGCGAUACAGCUCACCAGGAGCUUGUCAUCGAGUAUGAAAGCCAUAUUGAAGAUGCUGUCGAUUUCAACUUAUCACAUUUUGUCUACGAAGGCCACAAAAGCGAGGUGAGCACCCGACAAGAGAGGUGGUCUCGACGAUCUCGAUAUUCUGACGUGGACGACAAGGUGGUGGCAGUUUUCAUGGAGGUGGAUGCAACUUGUCCCGACCAGAGUGUGGAAAUUGUGGCAUCGGUUAGUAUGCCUGCAGAGGUCAAAGUGGAUCGACCGCCUGCAACACCUUCGCCAGAAAUGAUGGAGGUAUCCGAGUCGUUAACGGAGUCGUCGAACGCGGUAGGACAGCAGAUUCCAAGGUGUGUGAAUUGA
Molecule: messenger RNA, 858 nt
Organism: Cooperia oncophora
Lineage: Eukaryota; Metazoa; Nematoda; Chromadorea; Rhabditida; Trichostrongylidae
Source: the annotation of a GenBank genome assembly